UCGUUGAUAUUUUUAAUCUGACCACAGAACCUGUUAGCAAUGUUUCCUCUUAGGCUCGCAAGAAGCUAAAAACCACAAGCUUUUACAGACACCAUGUCAGAGCUGUGCUUUAGAGGGGUCUUUUACUCAUGACAUGUCCAGCCUUGGCUCGAAGGCACUGCUAGCGGAUACAGGUCUUCUAACAUGGACCAAAAAGAGGUUCUGAGCAGAUUCCUGGAAGCGGUGCGAAGCAAAGAGGCCGACUCUAGCGAGGUCUUUGCUAAUGAGUUCACAAGACUAAAAAGGCAGUCGACCAAAUACAAAACUGAAAAACCCUCAAAAGAAGCAGAGAAACAGGAAAAUGGCAAGAAAAACAGAUACAAAGAUAUAGUGCCAUUUGAUCACAGCAGGGUGAAGCUGUCGUUGAUAACAUCGGACACAGAUUCUGACUUCAUCAAUGCAAGUUUCAUCAAGGGAGCAUACGGGCAAAAGGCAUACAUUGCCACUCAGGGGCCCCUGCCGAACACUGUCUUAGAUUUCUGGAGGAUGAUCUGGGAAUACAAUGUGCAAGUUAUUGUAAUGGCCUGCAGGGAGUUUGAAAUGGGAAGGAAAAAAUGUGAGCGUUACUGGGCAGCCCCGGAAGAGGAGACGUUUAAGUGUGGCGUUUUCUCCAUUUCAUGCGAAUCUGAGGAAAAUAAAGGCGAUUAUGUUGUUAGGAUACUUAAAGCAACCUUAUUUAAUGAAUGUCGUGCAAUUUAUCAACUCCACUAUGUUAACUGGCCAGACCAUGGAGUCCCCACCUCCAUAGACCCAAUGCUGGAGAUGAUCUGGGAAAUGCGUUCCUAUCAGGAACACGAUGACGUCCCACUCUGUAUCCACUGCAGUGCUGGCUGUGGCAGGACCGGAGUGAUAUGUGCCAUUGACUACACCUGGAAGCUGCUAAACAACGGGAUUAUCCCCGAGAACUUCAGUGUCUUCGAUUUGGUUCAGGAAAUGAGAACACAAAGGCCGUCCCUUGUCCAAACCAAGGAGCAGUACGAACUUGUUUACACUUCAGUAAAGCACUUGUUCCAGAACCAUUUAGAGAACAUGGGCAGAGAUUGCAAAUUGCACGUGACUGAGAGUCUAUCUACACCUUUGGAUAUCUCAUCUGAAAGUGAGACAACAGCAAGCCAAGAAUCUAAUAUUGUGGAACCAGUGCAAGUUUACAGAUAUUCAGAUGAGGAAAGGCCAGAGAAAACUCUUAAUCAUUGUUUUGAUCUUGCACAAGAAAUUGCACCAUUGACUUCCUCUGCAUACCAGGCCAACACUCAGCCACAGAGCACCCGGCACAGCUUCAGCCCCGUGAGGCACACAGACUCUUACGACCCUGAUGCAGAUAUAAGGUGCAGCAGCGCAGGCUUGUCUGAAAUUAGAAGGCGGCAGCACCUUUCUAUGUUUAUCCACAACAAUAGCUGGGGGAUAGAUCAGGAGAAUGUCCUCAGCUUAGACUCAGACAGGACAGAGGACAGUUACCUGUCUUCAGGAUUAACAAACCCUAGAGAUGGGCCUGGUGGUAAGAUACCAGUAUGCAGGGUGAAAUCAAAUCCUUUUACUCAGGGCUAUCCAGGGGAGGAAUGUGGCCAGGGAAUGAUGGGAGCCUUGUGGGACCUUCGCCAGGAACACACAUCACGUUCCUUGAAUAACCUGGACCAGUACAGAGGGGUGCUGGACGGGCUGGAGGAUCUCAGCUUCACUCGCCCUUACUGGGAACUAGCUCCAGCAAACAAAGAGCACUGGAGUGAACCUGCGGAUCCCUCUCCCUUUCAUCCUGCUUCUCAGGACCAUGCUGGCUUCUGUUAUACUGUGGAGGAUCCUUACUUCUCUGCAGAUAUUAUUGAUUCCCUUGAUGGAUCUCAGGAUGUCCUCGGGGGGUCUAGUGGAAACGCUAGUGAAUGGGGGGAGGGAGCCCUUGACCACUGGACCAAGAUCCCUAGUUACAACACCUCUUCAUCUCGAGGUCUUCUUAAAUGGACUUCUUAUACACAAACAAGACAUGAAUACCCUGACUCAGAUUCCUUUUUAGCCGCUUCAGAUAACCACGCUGGUGAAGAAACUCCACCACCCCUGCCAGAGAGAACUCCAGAGUCCUUUGUGUUGCCCAGCCAGUGUGAGCCUGCCUCUGCUGCCCAGCUUCCUGUUCCUAUACGCACAGAGGAGUUUAUUGAGGUUCCCAGGGACAAUGACUCUCACACUCCUCCACUCCGUGAAAGAACUCUGAAGUCAUUUGUGCUCACCAGCAAAGAGAGUUUUCUGAGCCCAGCCCCCCAGCCCCAGCCUUCCACAGACACGUUAAGAGUGGGAAUGUCUUCGGAAUGGUGCGGGAAUCCUCAACCAAAGACCUUUUUAGAACCAGAGAAAUCAAUGAGCAGAAGCAAGAGUUUAAAAUUUAGAACUUCAAACCUGGAGUCUCCGCCUCCAUCCACUCCCCCUCUACCUGAAAGAACACCAGAGUCAUUUGUGCUGGCCAGUUUUCUGAGCCCAGCCCCCCAGCCCCAGCCUUCCACAGACACGUUAAGAGUGGGAAUGUCUUCGGAAUGGUGCGGGAAUCCUCAACCAAAGACCUUUUUAGAACCAGAUAAAUCAAUGAGCAGAAGCAAGAGUUUAAAAUUUAGAACUUCAAACCUGGAGUCUCCGCCUCCAUCCACUCCCCCUCUACCUGAAAGAACACCAGAGUCAUUUGUGCUGGCCAGUUCUCUGAGCCCAGCCCUCCAGCCCCAGCCUUCCACAGACACAUUAAGAGUGGGAAUGUCUUCGGAAUGGUGCGGGAAUCCUCAACCAAAGACCUUUUUAGAACCAGAGAAAUCAAUGAGCAGAAGCAAGAGUUUAAAAAUGAAAUGUUCAAAACUGGUGCCCCUUUCUGUUGCCCCUGUACCUACCCCUCUCAGCACAGCAUCUGAAUGGGUUCUCAGAGGGAAUGGUGAACAACUACCUGGAGCUAACAGACCCCCCGACUCAGCCAUGGUGCCAGUCCAGCCAGAUGAGAAAUCUGGUUCAAAACUGUCACUGUCUGGCUUCGCAAGGUCUAAGAGCAUGAAGUUUCUAAAAAAUGUGAAAAAGACAAAGAAUGCAACUUCAGCAGCAAAUGCAGUCGAAUCUGCUCCCUCAAACCACACAAGCUCCAGGUUUAGCUUGGGGUUUGGCAGUCGUUUUUCCAAACCUAAAGGACCAAGGAAUCUCCCUGGAAGCUGGGUCUGAAGUAAUAGGUGGGUUGCUGUAACAGAGGUGGAAUCACUGGAAGAGACCAUGGUGUGUGUGCCAUCUGAGAAAACACAAGACUUGCUUCACAUUAUCUUGGAAGUCCGCUGAUGGAAUUUAAAAAGUGACAACCAUUACUGAACACACAUUUGCUCACAGGAAUACAGUAUUUAGUUUAAUGAGGACCGUUUUGUAAGGUUGUCAUAUCUAGAUUUUAUUCUUCAACACACUCUGUGGCCAGUGUUCAAAUGGAAUGUUUCUAUCUGCUCCAUAAAUCCAGGAGCAGAUAGAAACAUUCCAAUACAAUUAUUUAUUCCAGCAAUUUUUUUGCAAAACUCCAAAAAUGCUAAUUCAAAAGUAUUCAUACCCUGACAAUGAUAAUUAAAUUAAUAGCUAGUUGAGGCACCUUUAGCAAUAAUAACCUCUUUUAAAUGAUUAGGAUAUUUGUCAAUGAGCUUUUGGCAUGAUUCUUUAGUGAUUUUUGACCAUUCUUCAACGCAAAAUUGUUCCAGUUCAUUCAAAUUCCGAGGACUUCUCUUGUGCACAGCCUUCUUCAGCUCAUACCAAAGAUUCUCAAUCAGAUUUAGAUUGGGACUUUGACUAGGCCAUUCCAGAACCUUGAUUUUAUUCUUCUUUCACCAUUCUGAAGUAGAAGCAACUAAUGCUGUAUCAUCCAUGGAUUAAUCACCUUCCGCAUGCAGCAGUGUGGAGUAGUGGUUAGGGUUCUGAAGUCUGGACUGGAGGGUUGUGGGUUCAAUCCCAGGUGGGGGACACUGCUGCUGUACCCUUGAGUAAGGUACUUUACCUAGAUUGCUCUAAUAAAAACCCAAGUGUAUAAAUGGGUGAUUGUAUGUACAAAUAAUGUGAUAUCUUGAAACAAUUGUAAAUCGCUCUGGAUAAGGGUGUCUGCUAAGAAACAAAUAAUAACAAUGCAAGUGGCACAGCAUCCAGAUGAAGCAAAAGCCUUGUAAUCUGUACCAGCUGGGAUUCACACAGGAUAAUUUUAGUCCACUAGGAUAUAGGCAUCUCAGUUAUUUAAAUGGUAACUUAAUGCAACAUUCCGUGUUGAAAUGAAACGGUGCAAACUGCUUCUUUCUAUCUAUCCUUUCCAAACUAAAACUAUCCUGAAGUGCACAUGUGUGUGCUGCAGUAAAUGUGCAAUGACCCUAUCCAGCCAGCAGGUGCCCUGCAUUGACACACAUGUAUCUUAUUUAACUGUACUAACAAGCAAUUUACAGACAUUGCUUUUUAGUUUGUGCUGCAAUGCUUUUCAACUUUAACAGUGUGAUAUUACUUCCUCUAAAUGGAUCAACCUGGCUCAAUGGAACUACAACUUGAGAGUACUGGCAUCCAAGUGAGGGUAAACUCAGUGCAUCUUAGAUUUUUAAUGUCUUUAAGUUUAUUAUUAUUUCAGCCUUUCCUAAUUUCCAAAGCAAUGUAAGGAAUGAAUGUACCUGUUUAUUAUUAUUUCAUCCUUUCCUAAUUUCCAAAGCACUGAGUUCAGUGUAAGGAAUGGACCUGUGUAGUAUGUGUUGUUACAUAUGCAUUCCACUGCCAUCAAGGACUAUCACAUUGUAAUUGCUUGUUUAAAUGGUAUUUUUGUAAACUUGUGUCCAAAGAAUUAAACCAGCGCUUUGGGUCUGCA
This is a messenger RNA of Acipenser ruthenus (sterlet), 4861 nucleotides long. Its product is annotated as tyrosine-protein phosphatase non-receptor type 22-like. Gene Ontology annotation, biological process: peptidyl-tyrosine dephosphorylation. Gene Ontology annotation, cellular component: nucleus; cytoplasm. Gene Ontology annotation, molecular function: non-membrane spanning protein tyrosine phosphatase activity. The coding region runs from base 184 to 3216 and encodes 1010 amino acids. The transcript has 31 exons. The record is from RefSeq and is a predicted model, not a curated record. NCBI's taxonomy places the organism in Eukaryota, Metazoa, Chordata, Actinopteri, Acipenseriformes, Acipenseridae.